AUGAGGUCCCUGGUCAGCAGCUCGCAUCUCCAACUAGCUGCCUUUCCUCUGGGAACAGUAGGCUGGAUCUUGUGCACUAUUUCCAUGGGACUUGUGGACUGGAGAGUGUGGCACGUGGACAACACCACUGUUAUCUCCUCUGGUGUUGCCUGGGUGGGAAUUUGGAAAGUCUGCUUUAUCAGUUAUCUUUACGUCUCACCUGGCUAUGAAGAACAGUUCUGCCAUAAAUUCAAGGCAUUCGACUCCUUCGUCCCGCGUGAAAUUUAUGCUGCUCAAGGUCUCCUGUUGGUUGCCAUGAUCUUGGGUUUGGUGGCACUGACUGUCACAGUAUUUGCUCUGAGAAAUAUUUAUAUGGGAAUAGCUGACAAAACUAUUGUCCGUUUCUUCCUGGUUGGUGGCUUCUUCUUCAUAUUUUCUGGUUUGUGUGUCCUGAUCCCGGUGAGUUGGAAUUUCUAUUCUGUAGCACACAACGAGAGCAUUGCUUUUCCUCCCUCUUACCACAUGCCCUCCAGUCCGGUGUCACAGGAGGUUGGUGCUGCAAUUCCUGUCGGGAUUAUAGCUGUAAUCCUGCUGCUGCUAAGUGGGACAUUUUCUCUCUCAUACAUACCUCCUGUAAUCUCAAACACUAUCACGCAAUUCUAA
Molecule: messenger RNA, 642 nt
Organism: Tinamus guttatus (white-throated tinamou)
Lineage: Eukaryota; Metazoa; Chordata; Aves; Tinamiformes; Tinamidae
Gene: CLDN34
Product: claudin 34
Cellular component (GO): membrane; bicellular tight junction
Molecular function (GO): structural molecule activity
Source: RefSeq, a predicted model, not a curated record